Molecule: messenger RNA, 453 nt
Organism: Trichoderma harzianum CBS 226.95
Lineage: Eukaryota; Fungi; Ascomycota; Sordariomycetes; Hypocreales; Hypocreaceae
Exons: 1
Coding region: 115-369 (84 amino acids)
Source: RefSeq, a predicted model, not a curated record
GACCCCAAGGCCAUUCACGAAAUGCAACAGCAAAUGGACAUGCGCAGAGAUUGCGAGCGUCUCAGCGCCGUCGCCACAGGAAAAAUCAGCUAGUAAGAGUAUGGAAGCGGCCAAAUGGUCCAAGAGAAGGCCAUUGAGGGAAUGUUUGGGCAUCUUCUUUGGAGUGCAGAUAUCCUCUGUGCAGCGCCAGCAAUGUCCAUGCAGGAGCCCUAUAGCAUUUGGAAGAUGACGAGGGCCAGAGGCAUCGCGGUGGAUGAGGCGGGCAGCAUUAGCCGCCCUGACUUAUACCGUGUCUGGGGCAGCACAAUGCUCCCUUGCCUCUUGGGCGGCGACGACAAGACGACAAGCAGCUCCCUCCGACGGUUAUGACGAUUGAUGAUAAAGAUAUCGAGGGCAACUAUAUCAACCGUCUGGUCCAGGACGCCAAGCUGUCAGCGCUAGAGUUCUUCAGGG